Molecule: messenger RNA, 2188 nt
Organism: Patella vulgata (common limpet)
Lineage: Eukaryota; Metazoa; Mollusca; Gastropoda; Patellidae
Exons: 4
Coding region: 421-1806 (461 amino acids)
Biological process (GO): sensory perception of taste
Cellular component (GO): membrane
Source: RefSeq, a predicted model, not a curated record
UAUGGUGUUAUGGAUGAUUGUCUAUGCAGUCGCACGUCUCUGUGCUGGAUGAAACCGAAAAAUACAACUUCAAAUGGUCAUUCAGAAGCUCGCAAAGAAUACUUUAUUGUGAUAUAACCAAAUAUGAAUAAGUGCUAGGAGUCGACGUUUCCAAGCUAUAUUGGAAAUCGCAGGUCUAUCAUAACACCUAAUAAUUAAUUGCGUUUAUUUCUUUUCACACACUUUCAAGUUGCCUUCUAUUUAUCACCCGAUGGAUGCACUGUGGCAUACUGGAUGUGAAAGAACAAACUUCAUUAUUUUGAGGUUAAGGGUGCACAGUUUCAACUAGUAACCCAGCUUGCUGAGGCAUAGUACUUCAUACAUACAGCAAACAUUCCAAAGUUGUUAACCGGUAACCCGAACUUCGACAUUCCUUCAAUAAUGAAGAGAAAUAAGAUCAGGGGUAACGCUGAUAAAAAGUUUAUUCCAGCCAAACAGAUGUUCAGGAAAAUUAUACAGUUAAUGAGAAUCGUUGGGAUUUAUCUACCAGAAGAACGCAGAUCGUGGAAGAGAAUUUCUUAUUGGGGCUAUAUGAUUAUUCUUGCUAUUUUCAAUCUAAUGUCAUUAGUUAGACAGCUAUGGGUGGUGGUGCAUUCCAUGAAUGUUACAUGUUAUAUUGUUUCUGUGGGCAUACUAAUUUAUCAUACAGGUAUAGCAUAUUUUUACAUGAGAGCUUGUUAUAGAAUCAUGAAACAUUUCGCUUUAUUGAUGAAAAUAUUAGACAACUAUCGAUCAUGCUUUGGGGAGUUCUGCCGAGUUUCACAAAUAAUUAAGCUUAUCCGAUUCACUGAAGUUGUCGUUUGUGUAGUGACGCCAUUAAUGGCAGUUUCGGCUGUAUAUUAUUCAUUUGACUCGUCGAUUCUGAGAGAGAUUGCAGGCAUAUUUUGGCCCUUCAACCACAACACGCCAUUAAAUUCCCUGUUGGGUAUUUUAUUCUUCGGCUUUGAGAGCCUGCGCUCGUCUGGGUUGCAGUUAGUGCUGAGUGUUAUCUUCUUUCUAAUUUGGUACAUCCUUAUAACGGAAUUUGGCGACAUUGACAGAGCAAUAAAAGAAUUAAUAUUAAAGAGGUCUGAACCAAACAAUCCUAAAAUCAUAAAUGUCCAGGAAUUAGCUAAAGAUUUGGCACAGAAGAAUGUAAACGUGGACAGCUGUGAAGAACCUAGAAUUUCCAACUCUCAAGACAGAACAGAUAAAUAUUUGAAAAAACUGCAAGAUGAAACUACUGAUUAUUUGACUUAUUUUCACAAACAAUCGGAAGAGGAACUGGAGACUAUAAGAAACCGCUUUGAAGGUUUACUGGAUAUUUUAGCUGCAGCUAACGAUGUACUGGAGCACUUUAUUGUUUCCUUAUAUUUCACAUCUCUUCCCGUUAUUUUCUUGCUGGUGUAUGGAAUCAUAAAGGAUAGUGCCAAUACACCCAUGCUGAUGAUCAUAUGUGCUAUAUCCAUGUAUAACUCUUCAUCUCUUUUGUGGAAUCUUUUAGCUGGGGCCUAUCUAAGUCUAAAGAUAAAGAAACCUCUUGAAUACGUGAUGAAAAUUAACAUGAAGAAUUCUUCAGUCAAUUUAUUGUCCACGGUUUCGUUGUUAACAGCUAGAUUGAAUUCAUCACCUAUUGGAUUUACUGUGUGUGACGUGGUCACUAUAGACACUACAACUAUGUUUACGAUAUUUGGCACCUUGUUAACCUAUGCUAUAGUAAUUUUUCAAUUUGCCCAGACUGCGGAUACCAGUGCUCCUAAUUACCUAAAUGCUACAUUCGUCCAGUGAAACUACUGUUGUUGUUUUGUUAUUAUCAAUAGCACACCCCAUUCCUCCAUUUCCUGGAAGACUUCGGCUAAUUUUCGGAUAUUUAAACUGCCAGUUGUAAAUACUAUUCACCCCAUUAUUGAUGACCGACAACCCACUUUAGUUUUUUCUUUUCUUUUUUGUUUUGGUUAUUAGUAUUAUUUAGCUUAAAUGUUCAACCUACAACCCUUUAAUAGACUCUCACUUUCACCGAAAACAAUUAACUACCAUAAUGAUAUUUAUUAGAAUUUUGGUUGUUUUCGUCUACUUUAGACUGAAUACUUUGAUGAUUAUAUGUAAUAAUAUCGAGUCAAAUAUCAUUUAAACCAAGUUAUUAAAUCCAUCUACCAUUUAUUCGAUAAUG